Messenger RNA from Galeopterus variegatus (Sunda flying lemur), 939 nucleotides. RefSeq names its product olfactory receptor 6C2-like. The record is from RefSeq and is a predicted model, not a curated record. The transcript has a single exon. Gene Ontology annotation, molecular function: G protein-coupled receptor activity; olfactory receptor activity. The coding region runs from base 1 to 939 and encodes 312 amino acids. Gene Ontology annotation, cellular component: membrane. Lineage: Eukaryota; Metazoa; Chordata; Mammalia; Dermoptera; Cynocephalidae. Gene Ontology annotation, biological process: G protein-coupled receptor signaling pathway.
AUGAGAAAUCACACAGCAAUAACAACAUUCAUCUUGUUGGGACUUACAGAUGACCCACAGCUGCAAGUUGUCAUUUUUAUCUUUCUGUUUCUGACAUACUUUCUGAGCAUAACUGGAAACCUGACCAUUAUCAUCCUUACCCUGACUGAUUCUCAUCUUAAAACACCUAUGUAUUUUUUUCUCCGAAACUUUUCCUUCUUAGAAAUCUCAUUCACAUCAGUCUGUAUCCCAAGAUUCCUUUACAGUAUAUCAACCAAGGACAACACCAUAACUUACAAUGCUUGUGCCAGUCAAAUAUUUUUUAUUGGACUCUUUGGGGCUACAGAGUUUUUUCUCCUGGCUGCCAUGUCCUAUGACCGCUAUGUGGCCAUCUGCAAACCCCUUCAGUACAUGACCAUCAUGAGUCACAGAGUCUGCACCACCCUUGUCCUCUGCUGCUGGAUCUCUGGGUUGAUGAUCAUCAUCAUUCCACUCGGUAUGGGCCUCCAGCUGGAAUUCUGUGACUCCAACGCCAUUGAUCAUUUUGGCUGUGAUGCAUCUCCUCUUUUUAAGAUUUCAUGCUCAGAUACAUGGUUCAUAGAACAAGUGGUUAUAAUCUGUGCAGUACUGACAUUCAUUAUCACACUAAUAAGUGUAAUUCUUUCUUACAUAUACAUCAUCAAAACAAUUCUCAGAUUUCCCUCUGCUCAUCAAAGGAAAAAAGCUUUUUCCACUUGCUCUUCUCACAUGAUUGUUGUUUCUGUCACCUAUGGCAGCUGCAUUUUCAUCUACAUCAAGCCUUCAGCCAAAGAAGAGGUGGCCAUCAAUAAAGGGGUAUCUGUGCUCACUACAUCUGUUGCCCCUUUGUUAAAUCCCUUUAUUUAUACCUUAAGGAACAAGCAAGUGAAACAAGGUUUUAAUAAAACGAUCAAAAAACUUGCUUUUAUCUUACACAAGUAA